UGAUGAAAAUCAAAGAAAGCGUCACUUGUGAAAACAGAUCACUUGAUGAUUGCGUUACAUCGAAAGAUAACGUCACUACUAAAGCUUCUGAAUCUCAUUCUCGUGAUGAUGGCGCAAGUGAAGAGAAACUCGAUCAAGCGUCUCACCCACUUGAAACGUUGUACAAUUGUUUUGUUGCUCCUGUCCUAUCAGAAGUACAACACGACGAGAUUGUCAUAGUACCCGAUGGACCAAUGUAUAGAGUACCGUUUGCUGCCCUCAGGGAUCCCAAUACAGGACAGUAUUUGUCAGACAAAAAACGCAUUCGUCUUUCUCCAUCAAUAGCAGUAUUAAAGACCCUAAAUGAAUGUCCAGUGGAUCAUCAUAGCCAAAAAGGAGCGUUGAUUGUAGGAGAUCCGAUUGUGGGAGAAGUCAUGUUUAGAGGCAAGAAACGAGUGUUUAAACGUUUACCUUCAGCAGACAAGGAAGUCACCUUUCUUUCUGCUAUUCUUAGACAGUCGACCAAACUGACCGGCGAACAAGCUACCAAAGAUACGGUUUUAGAAAAGUUGAAAGAAGGCUCAGCUGUGAUUCACAUUGCUGCGCACGGGAGCUCUGAUAAUGGUGAAAUAAUGCUGGCACCAAAUGUCUCGCCAGAAAGACAAGGAAUCCCAGAAGAAGAUGACUACCUGUUGACGAUGAAAGAAGUCCAACAAAUAGGAAUCAAAGCUCAACUUGUUGUCCUAAGCUGUUGCUACAGUGGCCGUGGUGAGAUCAGGGCUGAGGGUAUGGUUGGACUAAGUCGUGCUUUCCUUGCGGCCGGUGCUCGUUCUGUCGUAGCGUCAUUGUGGGCUAUCGACGACAGUGUAACUUUAAGUUUUAUGGUCAGUUUUUACAAUUAUUUGACUCGAGGUGAAAGUGCGAGUGUAAGUCUUCAUAAAGCCAUGCAUGAUAUUAGAAAAGAAGGCCACAGGGAUCCCAUGUACUGGGAUCCUUUCUUCUUGAUCGGCGAUGACGUCAUUCUCAAACUGUAAUAAGAAGAAUCAAUGAACACUUUCUGAAAAUAGUCAAGACAACAUUGAUUAAUUUUUGACAAUGAAAAUGGAUAGAUAACGUCGUUGUUAAGUACUGUCUUGGUGUAAAUUUCAACAAAAAAUACCAUGUUUAAAUGAUUUUGAAUUAGUGUUAGUUAAAGAUUAUGAAAGACUAGAGUACGUUAUAGCCAAAAAGGGAAAU
Messenger RNA from Exaiptasia diaphana, 1215 nucleotides. Its product is annotated as tetratricopeptide repeat protein 28. The coding region runs from base 3 to 1013 and encodes 336 amino acids. The transcript has a single exon. The record is from RefSeq and is a predicted model, not a curated record. NCBI's taxonomy places the organism in Eukaryota, Metazoa, Cnidaria, Anthozoa, Actiniaria, Aiptasiidae.